Marasmius oreades (fairy-ring Marasmius) is the source of this 3243-nucleotide messenger RNA. RefSeq lists its product as uncharacterized. Lineage: Eukaryota; Fungi; Basidiomycota; Agaricomycetes; Agaricales; Marasmiaceae. Gene Ontology annotation, molecular function: protein binding. The record is from RefSeq and is a predicted model, not a curated record. The coding region runs from base 1 to 3243 and encodes 1080 amino acids. The transcript is spliced from 4 exons.
AUGGCCCGAAUGACCGUGGGUGAGAGGCCGGAUUCACCACUUAACCUCCUACCACCAUCUUCACUUGACCUGUCCUCACCAUUUACUGGUAAUCCUCGUGGACAACAAAAUUUCUAUUCACCUGGUGUUGGAAUAAUACAGGAUCUUACUGCAUCUACCGCAGAACAGCUUGCACUACAAGACGAGCAAGAAAUGUGGACAGGACGAACUUUAUACACACUUCCAUACGAUUUAUUGCUGAAUAUAACCAGUUAUCUCGACUUUGAUGAUAUCCAUGCUCUACAUCUGACCUGCAAGUCACUCUACUAUUCUACAACAACUCGACCUGUAUACCGCAAGCUUGCUGCAGAUCUGUUGCGAAGAUGUAGACCGUUACCACUCAAGGGCUUCCAGCGUCUUAUGGAUCUCCCUUCGGCACAGCUUAUAAUGUCUGUCAACAAAGCCCACCAUUAUGAACGUGCUUGGCGCAACCGUGGUCCUCAUCCGGCCACAGGAAGACGAAAUACAGGGAUUAGAAAUAGCAACAAUCAUUAUCUCGACAACAUGGAAAAAGAUGACUCGGCACGGCGACCCUCGUGGUACCGGAUUCUUCAAUCCCCACCGUAUGAAGAGGUGGACUGGUUAAGUCCUAUCACAUCAAGCUACAUCCUCUGCGCUACGAAAACGGGAAAGGUUGUGUGCUGGGACGUUCAGACAGACAGGUGUUUGGCAGAGUGGGUACCUGGCGAGAAAUGGGAACUUUGGAAAUGUCGAGUUGAGUUUGAUGAGAAGGUGGUGUACUUUACCAUGGCGAAGGUGUUGAAUGGAAGUUACGACGAUACCCGAUUGAUGCAUUUUUCGUUAAUGCGCCUCUCCUUCAUUGAUUCUGAACGAAGUAAUGAUCCUUCAUCUUCGAAUCCCCCACCGUCAUUCUCGCAUGUCACAUCGUUCAGAACCACGGGCGUAGUCAUGAACAUCUUCCUAUUGGAUCCCAGUGCUCGCCUUCUGAGUGCGUUCAUCUGGGUUUCUGAAUCCAAUACAAUUGGACUCUACGUUCUCCUAGACUGGGAGAGGGAGGAAUAUGUCUUCGUUGAUACCGGAAUCGAGUGUGUCAUAUCAUCCAACUGGUCAUGCAUACUCUACGCCAACAACAUUGUUAUACAUUGCGAAGAUUCGGACUCCGCCUUCCAGCACUUCUACCCACUCUCUCAUCUCGAGGGGCAUGUUCAAAAGAUUAAGCGCGGCCGCGGAUCCAUCCCAUCGACGUCGGGAACCCCACACGACGUAGGCGACAGCAUGCCGGUGAUCAGUGGCCGUCUUCGUCCAUGGGAGAGCAUCGUGAAGCGUUUCAAAUUCUCCCAACCUCCGAACUUGGACAAAACAGCUCUAGUUAGGUCGCACCACACGGCAGCACCUACCUCCGAUUCCAUGCAAGAAGUUAUAUUCGUCAAUGAGAGUGAGGUGGUCGGGUCUGCCGUCGAACCCGGGGUCGACACCCAAUCCGAGACAAUUCCUCCAGACUCUGCGUCUUCAUCGACAUCGGUUGAAGCAGGACAUCAUUUUACAAAUUCAUCGCCUUCAGCGCUGUCGGCCCCCACAGUCCUCGAAAGUUUAUCACACCUAUUCUGGGGUUCAACUUACAACCAAACCACCACGCCUCCACCUCCUACUUCCUCGGUAGACACCUCAACCAUCAACCCGUUCCCGUUCCCUCCGUGGUACCCUGAAUCUGCGCACUUCGUUCGUCAAUGGUGGCCAUCACUUCCUGCGUUUGUCAACUCGCACGCCCAUUACAAGCGUCGAGACCGAGACGACGACGGCAGCGAUGACGACUCAUAUACACGAUACUCUUCGCCACACUCUAUCUCGCGAUCCCAUAGCUCCUUUGGUGUAAACGCCGGAAGCAGCAGUGGUGAUAUGUCAGGUUUAUCCGGGGCGCUCUCUCCCACAUUCGGUCCAGGUGGAGUGCCACGGGUGUCGUGUACGGUCGUUCUACUGGCUUCUCACGAUCAGUUGACCCACCGAACGAAGUUUAUCCUUAUGCAACACUAUUUCCGUGUUCCGAUGCGUGGUGUAGAUUGGGUCGAGCUUCGUCAACGCGGACGAAGAUUACCGGGUUUGGCGGCGGCGGCGGCAGCGGCAGCAGCAACAGCAGCAAUGGGAACGGGGGCACCGACGACGAGUGUUGAUUUAGGUUUGGGAGAUGGGAUAUUUAGUGUCAACAAUAACAACAACACCAACACGGGCACCAACGGUGGGCCUGUCAAUGGACAUACGACUAACGGAGUCGCGGAUGCGAAUGAUGAUGGUUCGCCUAGUGCAAGUGGGGGUAACACCCCUGUUGUUCCUCCUCCCGUGCCAGCUACUACCACUACUACCGGUGGAGGCCUUGGGUUUGCCGGAAAUGAUGCAGAUUUCAGAAAUGUCCCACUGGAGCUGUAUAUGAUCGACGAGCCUCCAGACGGGUCGGUGGUUAUGGAGGCUUAUAAUCGUGAUCGGUUAUUGGCAGGGCUUGAUACUCCGCCGAGUUCAGCAGUACCGACAGCUGAAGAUGAGCCUGGGCACUCGAGUAGUAGGAGGCGGAAGCGGAGGGGAUCGGCGAAAGGGAAGGAAAAAGAAGUGGAGGAGGAGGAAGAUCCGAUGAAUAUAUGGUAUGUCGCAGAACCUUUUGAAGUUGUGUGCGUUCUCGACUCUCCAACUUCCGACGAUGAGGAAGAUAACGAUGUGCCCGAUGGUGAUGGUCCAGGUUCGGACGACGACGGCGACGACAAUGGUGUAGGUCCUGGUGGUCCUGGUGGUUUUGGUGCCGGUGUCGGUGGUGCGUUGGGUGAAAAUGAAGGUGGACAUGAGCGACCAAGACCUCUUGUUGCCGUUGAUUUCGGACACGCAGUAUGGAUCGAGUACGUCCCGGAUGAAGAGCAGCCGCACCACGAAGGGAAGAGAGCAGGGCAUGAACAUGAAGUUGGAAAUGAAGAAAAUGAGCCCGUCUUCAAUUGGACUACUGUUCGACAUGAACGUGCGUCGAAUGGAAUCGGAUCGGAAUCGGACCCCAAACGCCUUCGAUUUGUCACCUUCCCACCUUACGUCGAUAUCUACGACCAUGACAGGGAAAUAAUCCAACAGACGAUGGGAGAAGUGAGAACGCUAGAAGUCCCUCCGGAGCUCGACUUGAAUAAUGUUGAGACGAUCAACAUUGACCAGAGUCAGGGGGCAGUGAUUCUGAGUGUGAAAAGCGGUCAAAUCUUCAUUCUUUGUUAUGAAUGA